This is a messenger RNA of Rotaria sordida, 2442 nucleotides long. Lineage: Eukaryota; Metazoa; Rotifera; Eurotatoria; Philodinida; Philodinidae. The record is from the annotation of a GenBank genome assembly.
AUGAUUAUUUUAGAUUUAAUUCUUCAACGUCUUGUCCAAAUGAGUGAACAAACAAAAAAACAUAAACUUGAUUAUUCAGAUACUGAACUUGCUGAUGUUAAAGAUAAUGAUCAUUUAAUUGAAAACACAUCAACAAAAACACCGUUAUAUCAAACACCUGGUUUAGCAGCAUUAGUAGAAAACAAUCCAUUAGAACAAUCACACACAUCAACACAUGAUUUACGAAGAAAAUACCAACUUCAUCGAACAUCAAAUACUCAAAGUUAUGGUUUUAGUUUAGAUAAAAAUGAAAAAUGUGUUAUAAAAAUUGGUACUGUUACGCUAUCAUCACCUGCUGCGGAACAAGGUCUUCGUGUUGGUGAUCGUAUUAUAAGUGUUAAUAAUGAAAAUGUUGUACAUAUGAAUCCAUCUGCUUUUACACAAUAUCUAAGCGAUAUACUCAAACAACAAGAUUGUAAUGGUGGUUCAAUAUUAUUAGAAAUUAAACGAGAAUAUACAUAUGAAUCUUCAUCAAGAGAUGAUUCAAAUAUUGUUGAAGAAUCUUAUCCAAAAUUACGACUUUGUACUAUUCGUUCUUGGCCACAUUAUACACAACUUGGUUUUAAUAUUGUUUCUUCAACAUCUAGAGAUGAUGGUAAUGAUGAAUUUCGAAUAGAACAAGUUCAAAAAGAUUCACCAGCUGCAUAUACAAAUAUUCAUGAUGGUGAUUAUUUAAUUGAAAUAAAUGAAAGAAAAGUUGAAAACAUGCAAUUGCAACAACUUAAUCAUCGUAUUAAUAAUUUAUAUAAUCAAAAUGGACAAGUUAAAUUACUUGUUAUUGAUAAUGAUGGUUAUGAAUGGUAUAAAAAUCAUCGACGUCCUAUUGAUACAUCAAUACGGAAAGAUCAUAUUACAGAACAUAAAACACCUGAUUCUCCACAUGUUCCUACACCAACUCCUCCACUUACUACUACAUCUAAUUUAGCAGGUAUUUUUUCAUCACACUAUGAAUAUAUUACAAUACCACCUCUCGUUAUUAAACCUAUUAAUGAUGAAAAAGAUAUUGAAAAUAUUAUAAAUUUUCGACCAUCAGCUCCUUAUUUUAAUUCAUAUCAUCCACCAGUAUUAUCACGUGCAGCUAUUAAUGUGAUACAUGGGCAAUCUAUUUAUCGUUUUUGUCAUUUAGAACCUCAAUCUGGUCAAAAUUUAGGUUUUAAUUUAGCAAUGGAAGAUAAUAAUCAUAUUAUUCGUGAUGUUGUAGUUGAUUCAUUAGGUGCUAAAGCAGGUUUACGAGAUGGUGAUAAUUUAAUUGAAAUAAAUGAUGAAGAUAUAAGAGAAAAAACACAUAAUCAAGUAGUUAGUUUACUUCAAAAUCCUAAAACUCAGGGUAAAAUACAAUUAUUUAUAAAACCAAAUGAUGUAACAUCAAAAUCAAAAAUAAUGACAACAAUUUUGACAACAUUAAAUGAUGAUCAUAUUAAACAAGAUGUUAAUAGUGAACGAAUAACUAAAUAUCGAUCAGAUAAUACAAAUGAUUUUAUUGAUCCAUCAUUACGACCAACUGAUUCAAUGCCACAAAUAUUUAAAAACAACUGUCCAGCUGUUCUUGUAUUACAAAAUAAAAAUACGCCAGCUAUUUCUCGAGAAACAAUUGGCACUUAUGGAGUUUCAACAUGUUUUUUUUAUCUGCUUACUGGUCUAUAUAAUCAAGAACCAUUUUCGUAUUUAGACCAUCAUGAUUUUGAAGUUGAUGAAGACAAAAAUCCAUAUGAUACGUUAUAUUCCUUAUUGGAUCAUAUAUUUAAUUUUUUAAAAGACUCAAUAUUUGCUACAGAUUCAUUGACAGAUAUUAGUAUUAAGAAACUCAAAAAUUUGUAUUUGAUGAUUGGUGGUGGUUGUCCAAAACAAAGAGAUAUCGUACGAUAUUCUUUUUCCACAUUAAUAAAUUAUGAUUCAAUAUGUUAUCCAAUUUUUCAUCAAAAAAUGAAAGAUAAUUUAGAUAAAUAUACUGCUUAUUUUUUUGAUCAGUUAAUUGAUCAUAUUAUUAUUCUAAAUCCAGUUACAUAUGUGUUUAGUGAUCAAGAAAUAGUUGAAGCAAAAACAUCAUCUAAUCCAGACAGUUCAAUUCAACCACCAACACUUUGGCUAAUAUAUGAUGCUGAAUUAAAUGAAGGUCAAAUAGCAAUUACAUGGAAAACAAUUAAUGAUGAAAUUGAUUUAGCACAUAUGUUUUUUCAACUACCACAUAAAUCACCAGAAAAUGGUUUUAACUGGGUUGUUAAUCACGAAAAAAUUGAACAGUUAAAAGAAAAAAUUGAUUAUCAGUCUCUGAAAGCUAAAAAAUUAGAAAAAGCUUUAUCAUGCAUACCAACUAAUGGUUUAUUUCGUCCAUCGUUUUCUCCAUUAGAAUUAAUGUAUGCUGCUCUUGUUAAUGAAGUUGAUGAAGCUGCAAAUGAUGAUUGA